AGGUAGAUCAGAUAUCAAAGGUCAAUAUUCAGGAUCAUUGAGAAAAAGCAAUUGAUCGUGUAUAUCAACAGUAGAAAGAUAAAGAAGAAAGAGACGACGACGAAAAUACGGUGAACAUGGGAAAACAUUCUCUUGUCUUCUUUAUAAAUGGAAGAAAGGUGGAAGAGGAGUCUCCUAGUCCAGAGACAACAUUACUUCAGUAUCUCAGAAGAGUUGUAUUUUUACCUGGAACAAAAGGAGCAUGUGAACAAGGAGGAUGUGGAUCAUGUACAGUGAUGAUAUCUCAGAAGAUAGACAACAAAUUAGUCCAUUUUUGUGUCAAUGCUUGCUUGGUACCAAUAUGUUAUUUACAUGGUAUGGCUGUGACAACGGUAGAAGGUGUGGGAGGUACAGAAAAGGGACUACAUCCUGUUCAGAGAAGUUUGGUGGAUUCCCAUGGACUUCAGUGUGGAUUCUGUACUCCAGGAAUGGUAAUGACAAUGUAUACAUUAUUCCACAAUGUACCACAGCCUACAGCUGAUCAGAUGGAGAGAGCUCUUGAAGGUAAUCUAUGUAGAUGUACAGGAUACAGACCAAUAAUUGAUGCUUUUAAACAGGCUUCAAAGGCAUGUCCCUGUGGCUUAGGAUUGUGUCAGCAGUCUGAUUCAACAGAUUCAAGCAUUGAAACAAGAACAGUUACAGAACAGAAUAGAGAUCCAUCACAGAGCUUUAUAUUCCCUCCAGAAUUACAGGUAAAAGAAGAAUACAGAAAAUCUUCAGUUGUAUUCACCAAGGGGGACUACUCUUGGUACAGACCUGGUUCCCUGUCUGACUUGUUACAGAUUAAGCAACAGAAUCCUGAUGCCUGUCUUCUGAUGGGUUGCACUUCAGUUGGGUUUUUGCUGAGAACAGGACAGAUGAAAUCAAAAACAAUCAUUUGUGGCUCCAAUGUUCCUGAACUUUGUACAGUAGUGGUGACAGAUACAGAGUUUGUCAUAGGCUCUGCUGUUACCAUGAGAAGUCUAGAGCAGGCUCUUAAUGAUAAAGCCAAGGGAGUGAAUGAGAACCAGUUAAGAACUUUUGAUGCUUUACAAGAUGGUUUAAGAUGGAUUGGUGCUGAUCAGAUCAGAAAUAUGGCUACAAUUGGAGGACAUAUCAUGAGCCAGGCUCCUAACCAUGAUUUACAGACAUUACUCAUGGCCAUGGGUGCACAACUUAACUUUUUGUAUCUUGAUAAAAAUAAGACACAGAAAAGUGUAAGCUGUAGACUUGAUGAUGCAUUCCUUAAGAAUGGACCUGGAAGAUUUGGAACAGCUGAAAUAAUGACAUCCAUCAGUAUUCCUUUGACAUCUAAGGAGGACUAUGUGAGUUUCUUUAAACAGCCAGGAAGGAGAGGUUUUGACUAUGCAGUGUUGAAUGCUGGGAUAUGCAUCCAGUUUAAACCAGACAGCCAUGUGGUUAAACAGGCCAGAAUGUGUUUUGGAAAUAUCGAUAAAAAGCCUGUGUUUGUCAAGUCAGCUGAAUCAGAAUUAGAAGGAAAGAAAUGGGAAGAUAUAGACUUCAGUUCGGUGACUGACAAGUUAAUCACAGAGUUAUCUAACAUAGAGAAAGUAGAAGAUUUAAAGUUCAAAACAACAUUAGCUGCUAGUUUUCUGUAUAAAUUUUCUCUACAGAUGAACAAAAGUUUGAAGAUCCAAGACAAAGAUUUAAGGGAAAGCAGUGCUGCAGACAAACUUAAAAUAGACCCAUCUACUGGUAUCCAAAUUUAUGACGUUCCUGAUGAUGAUGGUAAACAUGUUGUAUGGAAACCAGUCCCUAAUGUUGGAUCAGAGUACAUUGUAGCUGGAGAAGCUGUAUUUAUUGAUGAUAUGCCAAAGUUUAGCAAUGAACUAUAUGCUGCAGUUGUUACCAGUACAAGAUCACAUGCUAAAAUAUUGAAAGUGGAUGCAUCAGAAGCCUUGGCUGUACCAGGAGUGGUAGACUAUAUCUGUCAUAAAGAUAUUCCAGGGUGUAAUAAAUUUGGCCUUAUGAUACAUGAUACGCCACUCUUUGCUGAAGAAGAAGUGUUACAUUAUGGUCAGUUAAUUGGAGCAAUAUUGGCAGACACUAGGGAGAUAGCUAGCAAGGCAGCCAAACUUGUCAAGGUGGAUUAUGAAGAUUUGGAGGCUAUUUAUACCAUUGAUGAAGCCAUUGAGAAGAAAUCUUUUUAUGAUCUUGGUUUAUCUAUUGAUGAAGGAGAUAUGGACAAGGCUAUAACUGAAGCAGCAGAGGUCGUGUGUGGAGAAGUAGAGAGCCAUGCUCAGGAACAUUUCUACCUAGAACCACAAACAGCUCUGGUUGUACCUAAGAUCGAACAGAGGGAGAUGGAUGUUUACUCUGCUACACAAGCUAUCAAUGAAAUACAGACUGAGAUAUCAAGCAUGCUGUUGAUUCCUAGAAACAGAAUAAAUGUCAGAGUCAGGAGAAUUGGAGGAGCUUUUGGAGGGAAAGCUUUUGAAGCCUUACUGCCAUCAGGGGUAGCAGCUGUGGCUGCAUUGAAAACAAAACGACCAGUAAGAAUAGUGUUUGAUAGAGCUCUUGAUAUGAGAACAACAGGAAAAAGACACCCUAUAAAGACAUGGUUUAAGGCUGCAGUUACAAAAGAGGGCAAGCUACUUGGAUUAGAACUGAAAGUUUAUUUAAAUGCAGGGUGGAAUCUUGGCCUGAGCUUUUUUGUUUUGAUGUGUGCCUUACCAUACAAUUCCCCUUACAAAAUACCUGUUGCCAGGAUGAAUGGUAUUCUGUGUCGAACAAACUCCCCAUCAAAUACUGCUUUUAGAGGUUUUGGACAUCCACAGAAGUUAUUUUAUAUGGAGACUAUAAUGAGAGCCAUCAGCCACAAGCUUGGACUGUCAGUGGAUAAGGUGAAGGAGAUAAACUUUGUAAAUGAAGGUGAUACUAUUUUAGCCAAUAUGAAGUUAGAAGGGAUAUUUUUACAUCAAUGCUGGAAUCGGUGUAAAGAACAAGCAGAUUAUGACACCAGGGUGAAAGAAAUAGAAAAAUUUAACAGGGAGAACAGAUGGAAAAAGCGUGGUAUUGCUAUGACGCCCACUGUUUUCAAUUUAGGUUAUCCUGCUAAUAUUAUGUUACAGGGCUAUGCCUUGUUGCAUGCAUAUCUUGAUGGAACAGUUUUACUUACCCAUGGAGGGAUAGAGAUGGGACAAGGUGUCAAUACCAAGGUCCAACAGAUUGCUGCCACUGUCCUGGAGAUACCCAUCACAGAUAUACUGAUUGGGGAAACAUCCUCCUCUACUGUGGCUAAUACUUUUGAAUCUGGUGGCAGUUUUGUGGCAGAUAUAAAUGGUGGGGCUACAAAGGUAGCAUGUGAAACUCUAAUGGAACGAUUGAAACCUUUUAGAGAAGCCAUUCCUGGUGGUACUUUUAAAGACUGGGUUGGAGCAGCCUUAGCAAGUAGAGUCAGUUUGUCAGUUAUGGGCCAUUACAAGGUACCAGGAAUGACGACAAACUUUGACCCUGUGAAGAGAACUGGGGACUUCACAUGGUACUUUACACAUAAUGCUGCUUGUUCAGAAGUGGAGAUAGAUUGUCUUACUGGAGAACAUCAGCUAAUUAAGACAGAUAUAGUCAUGGAUCUUGGUCAGAGUUUGAACCCAGCUGUAGAUAUUGGACAGAUAGAGGGAGGAUUUAUUCAGGGAUAUGGAUUAAUGACAUCUGAAGCAGUUUACCUGAAACCAAAUGGUCAGGUCAAGAAUUCAGGACCUCUGGACUACAAAAUCCCUGGAGUGAGGAACAUACCUAGAAAACUUAAUGUUACAUUGUUGAAAGACAAUAGAUUUAAAAAGUCGCUUUAUUCUGCAAAGGGGUGUGGUGAACCACCAUUACUGUUAGGUGUUUCUGUUCAUGAAGCAUUAGAGGAAGCAGUAAUGGCUGCCAGAAAGGAUUCUGGGAAAGAUGAAUACUUCCAGCUACCAUGCCCAGCUACUGUUGAUAAGAUUAGAAUGGCAUGUGGUGAUGCUAUAAGUCAACAGUGUGACAAGCAGUUAAAAACUUCUGAGGAGAAGAUCCUAUAUUAAUGUUAGAGGACUAGUUAAAAAGCUGCAGUAGUAAUUUUAUUUAUAUCUUGAUUAGUAUAAUUCACAUCAGGUAAUUAAUAUUGAUCCAGGGAUAAUUGCUGUAUUUUUAUUUGAUAGAACUUAUUAUUGAUUAAAAGAUAGAUGCUACAGAUGUAUACUUAAGUCUGGUGUGCUUAUGUUAGUUUUCUUUAGUUAGAAAUUUAAUCAGAACAAUCAUUUUUGCUAAUAUAAAACAGUACUGUUGUUUUAACAUAGUAUUUUUUCAUAUUAGGAUGGAUAACUUUCUUUUGUACAUCCACCCAUUUCUUUGAAGAGAGAGAAUAUUUUUCUCCAUUUUAUGUAAUAUUUUCUUGUGUGAUAUGAAAUAACUUGUGAAUGAAUUCUUACCAUAUGGUUGAGAUAUAUACUGUGAAAGUACUUUUAUUCGUGGGGUACCAAUUUUCGUGGUUUUCGUGGGUGACUUGAUCCAUGAAUUUAAGUGUCCAACGAAAUAAAACAACCAUUGUCCAAAUCAAGACAUGGAAAGAUCCUGAUCCGUAUGUUUUACUACUGAUAUGAUCUAGAUAAUAUAUUGAAUGACGCCAAAUCUGAGAAUACUUUAAAAGCAGUCACAGAACUACAACUACAUACGGGAUUAUACCCAUUUAAUCUUUAAUUACCUAAACUGUACAACUUUUUAUCUUUUAAUUAUCAUAAAAACAUUUUUGAUCGAUGAAAGUCAGAUUUCCGGUUUUGUUAUGCUAGUAUGAUAAAGUGUUCAUUUUAUAUCAUCAUAGUUCUCGUACAUAUAUGGGAAAUAAUAAUGUCAUGCUUAGGCUUGAUUUUGAUAAGAAUUAUUUGACAUUUCAAGAUACGUUUAUAACAUUUGUUAUGUUACUGUUCUCUUUAGGUGACAUGUUUAUGGCCUAAUUAACACCUUUGAUGGUCUUUAAUCUGUUGAUCACUUUAUGAUGAGCUAAUUACUGUUAUCACUACGAUUUACAGGAGUCAGUGUUUACUUUGCAAUUUCCUUCAAUCCAGACAUUUUGUAACCUUCGUUUCUAAUGGCUUUAAAUUUAAAUUUUUUUUUUUUUUUAGAAAUUUGAAAUCCACGAAUUUAAAAACCCACGAACAUGUAAAUAUUGCUCAAACCACGAAAAUUGAUACCCACGAAUUAAAGUACUUUCACAGUACCAUUAUUAUUAGCCAAUUUUAAAUAUUUUUGUAAUUUAGUCAAUAUGUUGAUGUCAACAGUUUUGUAAUUCAAUUAUAUGGACAGAAUCUCCUUGGUUUUCUGUUGUUUGACUGAUAUGCAAUGAAAUAUAGCUCACAAUAUAGAUCACAACAAAACAGGUCUUAAAGAGAGACAAUCAGAUUGAUUCCCAAUGAAUGUUUAGUGAUGAAAUAGUUAUAUCAAUGGUGUAUUAGAAGUUAUUCUUGAUAUUCCUCUCACAGUAAAAACAUAAGAAUAGAACUGUUGCAUGGGAAUACACAAAAGGAAACAUUAAUUAACAUUAUAAUAUUUUAUAUAUUAUUAUGAUUUAAGCUAUAUGUUUUAGCAUGUAACAGUGUGUACAAAAAAAUGAUUUUGUUAUUAAUCUUUUAUAAAUGUAUGUUUUAAUAUAUAGUCAUGACUUUAAACAUACUUUCCAUUUUAUGAUAAUUCCUAGUCACAACAAUAUAUGGCUACUCAAAGCCAUUGGCAUUGAAUAUAAACCAACUACCAGUAAGAAAGAAUGAAAAACUAAGAUUUGUCCAUCACCUAAUUAUUAAACUUUCUAAAAUAUUAUUACUCCCCUUUUGCAGGCAAAGCAAUAACUGCAAAUGCGAGCGUAAUUUUUGUUUUUGUUUGUUAAAGUAAUCACAUUUUUGUAAGUGAUUGUUUCAAUGUCAUUUAAUCUGAAUAGUUUUAUAUCAUUCUCCGUACAAUAUCUUUUGACUGUCGUGAGAUCUCAUAGUGUAAAGUAUUUAGAGGGCAUUUCUGUUGUAUUUUGUUUAUUUUUAUGCCCCACCUACGAUAGUAGAGGGGCAUUAUGUUUUCUGGUCUGUGCGUCCGUUCGUCCAUCCGUCCGUUCGUCUGUCUGUCCCGCUUCAGGUUAAAGUUUUUGGUCAAGGUAGUUUUUGAUGAAGUUGAAGUCCAAUCAACUUCAAACAUAGUACACAUGUUCCCUAUGAUAUGAUCUUUCUAAUUUUAAUGCCAAAUUAGAUUUUUUAUCCCAAUGUCACGGUCCACUAACAUAGAAAAUGAAAGUGCGAGUGGGGCAUUCAUGUACUGAGGACACAUUCUUGUUUGUUAAAGUGUUGUUUUUGUGACAAUCUUAUAUCUAUUAAGUUUUUAAUGAUGACUUAAAAGGUGUCUUGAAUGAAUCGCAAAUUAAGGGAUAACAAUUUAACACAGAAUUCUAAUGGUUGUAUAAUUGACACGUAUGAUUUAAAAAGUUAUGGACAGGUAUGAAUAGCAAAUUAUAAUGUAUUAUUCAGAAAUUAAGUUAGAAAUAUACUGCACAUAGGGAUCUUGACCCCUGACUUGUCAAUGAAACUUUUACAAAAUAUAUUUCACAAAAUGUGUGUUUACUUUUAUCUUAUUGUAGUCAUUGCUGGUGCUUAUUUUAAUUAUUACAGUUUUUAAUUUGUUUUUGAUUGGAUAUUUGUUUGUUUAUCCACAAUUUUGCAAAUUUUACACAAUUAUAUAUUUGAUUGAUUCAAUUGCAUUGUUUUGAUAAAGUCUAUUUAAAGGAAA
Molecule: messenger RNA, 6771 nt
Organism: Mytilus trossulus (common blue mussel)
Lineage: Eukaryota; Metazoa; Mollusca; Bivalvia; Mytilida; Mytilidae
Product: xanthine dehydrogenase/oxidase-like
Exons: 33
Coding region: 117-4052 (1311 amino acids)
Molecular function (GO): FAD binding; 2 iron, 2 sulfur cluster binding; iron ion binding
Source: RefSeq, a predicted model, not a curated record